AUGUGCGAUGGGAUGAAAGCACACGAUCUGGCAAUUAGAUUGGCACGCGUGCGACAUGGGGAUCUCAGUGCCGGCAACAUUUUGAUAUCUGAUUCGGGCAAGGGAAUCUUGAUUGACUGGGAUCUAGCUAUGAGGUUGCCAAGCGAGGAUAAUCAAAGGGUUGACACUCAGGGGCCGCAGGGACCGACGACGAAGUGGCAAACGGGAACUUGGCAAUUCAUCUCGGCGGCCCGGCUCAUGGAUCCUGACAGCACGCGCCAUGAACUUCGUGAUGAACUGGAAUCUGGUCUUCACGUCUUGCUAUACACCAGUGUCCGCUAUAGAGCCAGCCACCUUACUGUGGCGCAAUGUAAGUUGCUCAAGAAAGCCUUUAUCGAGCAUUUCGACAGCAGAUCCGACACCGUGCAGGGGCGAACAUCCGGAGGACAUGGAAAAUACGAGUUUUUUCAACCAAUCGGACCUAGUGCCUUCUCUCAAGACGGCCUUGAAAAGUUCCUCAGCGAGCCGCAUGCUAGCCUCGUCGAGACGCUUCGAAGAUUGUUUGUUCCCCUUUAUAGCACAGAAAGACAGUUAAAGCUUAUCCCUAGCAUGGAGCAAUCUCGGGACGCUGCCCUCGAAGUCCUCAAGACUUCGGAUCGGUUCAUAGAGAUCAUAGAAGAGCACCUUGAGAUGAACGGAUGGACGGAGAAUGAUGUCAGCGAUGAGCUGCGUGGCUGUGAUCAAUUCUUUACCGAAGCACGAGGCCUGAUAUCUGAGGCACGGCGUAACUCGUUGUUGAGGGCUAACAUGUAG
Heterobasidion irregulare TC 32-1 is the source of this 792-nucleotide messenger RNA. RefSeq lists its product as uncharacterized. The transcript has 3 exons. Gene Ontology annotation, molecular function: protein kinase activity. The coding region runs from base 1 to 792 and encodes 263 amino acids. The record is from RefSeq and is a predicted model, not a curated record. Gene Ontology annotation, biological process: protein phosphorylation. NCBI's taxonomy places the organism in Eukaryota, Fungi, Basidiomycota, Agaricomycetes, Russulales, Bondarzewiaceae.